Messenger RNA from Trichoderma atroviride IMI 206040, 1003 nucleotides. The record is from RefSeq and is a predicted model, not a curated record. Lineage: Eukaryota; Fungi; Ascomycota; Sordariomycetes; Hypocreales; Hypocreaceae.
UACAUGCAAAAGGGCCUGAAAUGCAAAACUAAACGACUUGGCCUCUAAGGAGAACACUUGAGUAUGAGCCAGAAGCUCAAGAACACAAACAACUACGCUUCAGCCAUGCUUGCUACCCAAGAUACGAUUUCAAGUUUCCGCUCAAAACACUUUGGAAGUUAACGACAUCGCAGACAACAACAGCCCAUCGACGCCAUCUCAAAUGGGUCGCAAUUAUGAGCUCUGUGUUCGAGACUGGUGAUAAACUCCUCUAUUCAAUGUCAUCAUCGGAAUAAAAAAUGGCGCUCUUUUUUUUUUUUUUUUUCGGAUUUUCGGCCCGUCUCACUACGUUGCAAAUUUCCGGACGUGUAUGCGAGAUUGACAUAUCACCCGGAACCACUACCCUAGGCUGCCAGCAUGCGAGAUAUCGUACGAUGCAGUCAACACAACUGAUAUGGAGCAUGCUGAGCCAACCGUUGUAUCAACUGAUCCAGUCAAAGAGAACGUCAUCAAAGAAGAGACAAUCGACCCAACAGUAACUGCAGCACCUAUUUUCCGCUUCUCAGAGGGCGCUCAAAUCAAGACGUUUGGGACGCUCAUUGUCAUGUCUCAGACAGCAAAUGGGCAAACUGGUUCAUUGCACGCGGUGUAGUCAAUAGCGAGAAGACUUAGAUGGAAGGGCAGGGAGCUCUGAACACAAGGACAUUUUGCAAGAUGCCGGAUGGUUCGCCCCUUGCUCCCGGUGGCCCCCGACAAGGAUCGCCUGACAGGCUACACACCACUUUCCUACUUGUUACGACCCAGAGGCUACAAAAACGUUUAGAAACUAAGUAGUAACGGAGGAAACAACCCCCACGGCGCUGCCCCUCAAAAGACGCAGGUUGAACCCACAAUUCUUUUCUGUUUACUUGAAACGUGGGAUAUGAACCCGCGGCUCAUGCUAUCCUUUUGCCUAGAUGAAGCUAUCUUACUUAGUGGACGUUGAUAGUAAAACAACUAAACAAAAAAGGCCUUGGCAGGAGCG